Molecule: messenger RNA, 1206 nt
Organism: Paramecium tetraurelia
Lineage: Eukaryota; Ciliophora; Oligohymenophorea; Peniculida; Parameciidae
Exons: 5
Source: RefSeq, a predicted model, not a curated record
AUGAAUGCUCCAAAAUGCAAAGAGAAGAACCAUUUCGAAAGAGAGAUAACUUUAUUUUGUCUCCAUCCUCGAUGCUAAUAAAAGUGGGGAUGUCAAAAGUGUUUAAGUUCUCAUCAUAAAUCUCACACUGAAUGUUGCAUCAGUGUUAGCGAAUUAGAAGACACUGUUGUAUCAGCUAAAAAGAAAAUAAGAGACAUUGUGGAAAUGAAGUUUUCAGAUGCAAUUAUUUAAUUAGACGAGGCAUCAAAGUUGCUGGUUAAGAAAAUAAGAGAUGUUAUCAACUCUGUACAACGAGCUUCAGAUGUAAUCCAGGAUUAAAUAUUCAAAGAAUUGGAGUUGUUUGAUUAUCUAAUUGAUGGAUUCUAGAGCUAAUCAUUCACAACUUCAUUGUCAAAUGAACAUUUGGAUAGAGUGAUAUAACUUAUGAUGCCUGAAAAGUUACAAUAGAUGGCAGAUCACAAGCAAAGCCAAAUCAAUCAAUUGCUUUAGUAUUCCAAAUCAGUGCUUGAACAAGCAUCAAAAUUUACUAUUUAUCCUCUUGAUGAAAUAGCCUUGGGAAUUAAAUUAAAAGAAUUUCAAGAAGGAGAGUAUACAUUGGCUGUAAAAGAAUACAAUUAAAAUAAUAUUGGUAUCUGCUACUUGUUAACGAAUGGACGCUUAAAUAAGAUAGGCCAAUAUGAUAAUGGACUUAGAUCUGGCAUGUGGUCGGAAGUUCUCUACUAUAAUCAUAACAGGGAUUUUAGUAUAACAUUUCGAGGAUAGUAUCAUUAAGGUCUAAGAGUCAACAAUUGGUUUUAUUACAAUUAGGAUUAAUCAGUCAUCGGAGGAGGUCAAUUUGAAGGAGGAUAGAAGAUUGGAUUGUGGGUCGAGCCUGAAGUAUUUAUAGGCAAGUGGGGAAGGAUUAUUGUUAUUCAUAAAGGAGAGUAUGUGAAUGGAGUAAGACAUGGUGAAUGGGCUACGAUCUUUGGAAAUAGAGGAUAGGUAGGAGGCGGAGCAUAUUUGCAAGGUUUAAAACAUGGUCUUUGGACAGAUGUUGAAGGCUAUGCUGGAUUCUGGUGUUCGAUGGGAAUUUUAAGCCAGGGUGAAUAUGUUAAUGGAGUAAAAGUCGGACUGUGGUUGAUAUCGGAAUUAAAUUCUGGAUAAAUGAAGUGGUGGAGGUAAUUACUCAUAGAUUGGUUUAAAAGAAGGAUUGUGGACGGAAGUUGA